This is a messenger RNA of Lotus japonicus, 948 nucleotides long. RefSeq lists its product as uncharacterized. The transcript has 4 exons. The record is from RefSeq and is a predicted model, not a curated record. Bases 1 to 948 code for a protein of 315 amino acids. Lineage: Eukaryota; Viridiplantae; Streptophyta; Magnoliopsida; Fabales; Fabaceae.
AUGCAAAAGUGGAAUGAAGUGGUAUAUGUGGAAACAACUACACACUUUGAGGAGGAAUGGAGAGAGAUGUGUGAUAUGUGUAAGGAUCAUCCAAAGUUCACAUCGUACAUUUAUGACACUUGGGCUGAAAGUGCACAUGCAAGCUUGAAGAAGAUGUUUUGGAACAACAAGGGUGACUUGUGCGAUUCAUGGGAAGCAGUGGAUAGGCUGACCAUUGUACGCCACAAUGCAAUACAAGCAUCGUUUGAGCACAGUAUUAACAUUGUAGAGCACCGUUUCAAGUCUCCAAUGUAUAAGAAUAUGAGAGGAUUCGUUGCUAAACAUGCCCUUCAGCUAAUGUACGAUGAACAAAAUAGAUUUUGGGGUCAUGGCCAAAGUAUGCUGAGAAGGAAGCUUAAAGAGCUUUAUUAUCCUCAAAUCAGUUCAUUGUGUCCUCCUGAAGUGAAGAUAAAGCAUAAACAAUCGUUCAAGGAGAGGAAAACCAAACCUCCUAGAGAACAAGAAGCGAAAGCUAGCAAGAGGAAACCUAGGCUCCUCAAAACUCCUAAAACAACUAUUCAGUCCUCAACUCCAAAAUCACAAGCUCCUAAGUCAAAGAACAAGAAGGCUAUGAAGACCACCGGGGCCACCACCAACAUCUACUUACCGGAGUUGCCAUCUUUUUUUUGGCAAUAUAUACAUGAAGUGAUAGAUGUUGUCGGAUAUGGUAACGGUGGAUACAAAGCCGUCGCUGCAUUGCUGGGCCUUGAGAACGGUCAGGACGGUUGGCCUUGGGUUAGGGAAGCGCUGAUUGCAAAACUCACACUCUAUCGGAAACACUAUACAUACAUGUGGGGUAAUGAUGUGGUACAGGCCAUGCACCUUCGUCUCACUCUCCCUUUCGGUGGUAGAGCCACUGAAGACAAAUGGAUGCAUCUACCAGAGAUGGGGUACCUUAUUGCUAACUGA